Messenger RNA from Dipodomys ordii (Ord's kangaroo rat), 449 nucleotides. RefSeq names its product protein regulator of cytokinesis 1-like. The record is from RefSeq and is a predicted model, not a curated record. Gene Ontology annotation, biological process: mitotic spindle midzone assembly; microtubule cytoskeleton organization. Lineage: Eukaryota; Metazoa; Chordata; Mammalia; Rodentia; Heteromyidae. Gene Ontology annotation, cellular component: mitotic spindle midzone; spindle; cytoplasm. Gene Ontology annotation, molecular function: microtubule binding. The coding region runs from base 9 to 449 and encodes 146 amino acids. The transcript is spliced from 3 exons.
AGCUGGAAAUGCGCAAAUCACAGAAUGAAGCAUUGUGUGAGGGGCUUCGUGUGCAAAUCCGAGAGCUCUGGGACAGACUGCAGAUACCUGAAGAGGAGAGAAAAGCCAUGGAUACUUUUAUGACCGGCUCAAAGGCCAAGAUCAGGAAAGCGCUGCAAUUAGAAGUGGAUCGGUUAGAAGAGUUAAAAAUGCAAAACCUGAAGAAAGUGAUUGAGGCGAUUCGAGCAGAAGUGGCUCAGUAUUGGGACCAGUGUUUUUACAGCCUGGAGCAGAGACAGGCUUUUUCCCCCUAUUAUGCUGAUAAUUUUACAGAAACCCUGCUGCAGCAACAUGAUGCUGAGGUUGUACGGUUAAAAAACUACUAUGAAGCUCACAAGGAACUCUUUGAAGGUGUUCAUAAGUGGGAAGAGAGCUGGAGGCUCUUCUUAGAAUUUGAGGUACUUCCCUAA